Paramecium primaurelia is the source of this 1632-nucleotide messenger RNA. The record is from the annotation of a GenBank genome assembly. NCBI's taxonomy places the organism in Eukaryota, Ciliophora, Oligohymenophorea, Peniculida, Parameciidae.
AUGAAACGUGCAUCCUCUUUAACUAAAUAAUCUACACAAACAUCUAAAAUUAGUACUCAAACUUCCUUUAAAUAAAAUUAAAAAUUUUCAAGUGUUAAAUCAAAAUAUAAAGAACCAAAAAAGAUUCCUGGAGCAACACCUUAUGAUCCAACAAAUAGUUCUGGGAAAUUAUCUGCAAUAACAUAAAAUUUAUUCAGGAUAGUAAUUACAUUUAGCAUUUCUAAUUUUGCUGAAUAUAUCAAUUUAAAAUAAGUAUGUUCAAGGUUUUAUUAUGAAUUGGAAUCUAAUAUUCAUAAUUUUUAAUACUUAAAUCCUUUAUAAUAUUAGAAUAUUAAACAAAUUGUUGAAUAGUUAAAAGUCAUUUAUUUUAACUAAUAAAUCAAUCGCUAUACAACAUUUCAUGAAAAAAUGAAUUCUAUGUUUUAAUAUGGAGCUACUAAAUUAAAUUUACCUGAUAAAUUAGUUGAAUCUCUAUAAAUUUAGAUUUAAAGUGCUAGAGUAAAUAAAAAAUAAUUCACUCCUUAAAUACUAUUUAGAAAAUUAAAUUUUGCAUCUCAUUUAUAUUUCAAAAUAUUAUUAGAUGGAGUUCCAAUAAAUAUGAAGAGUGAUACUUAUGAUAGUAUUUAGGUUUAUUUUAAAAUAGAAUCUAAGUAUUUAAAUUUAUCAAAAGAAUUUACUAAAAAUUAUGAAUGUUAAGAGAUUCUAAAAAAAUCAAUUAAUUAAAAAGCAUUUACUUAUAUGACUGAUGGUCAUUAUUUAUUCACUUAUUUUGAAAAUGAUAAAUAAAUGUUAUAUAUUUUAUGGGAAAAUUCAACUGUAGAUUUAAUGUAUUAUUUUUGGAAAUAAUUAAAAUAAAAGUAUUUUUGGGUAAAUAAAGUAUUAAUAUAAAAAUAAUAUAAAUCAAUUAUGGAAUCAAGAUCUAAAUAAAAUAUUUAAAAUUAAAGAGCAUUAUCAGAAUCAAAAUAGAAAUCAUAAGUAGAUGAAGAUAGUGAUGAUGAAUACAUAUCAUUUUAGUAGUAAAAAUAAACAACUUUAACAUUACCUUAAAUAAAAUCACCUUAAUAAUAAUAAUAAUAAUAAUAAUAAUAACUUCCUCCUAAACCAAAAAAAAAAGUUUCAACAUUUUUAAAAACAAAAGUUAUUUAAAAUAAAAUAUAAUAUGCUUCAAUGAAAGAUUAUAUGUAUGAUUAAUAAGAUUUUGAAUUGAUGAUCAAUAUUCAUACAGGAAUAAAAGGAUAAAAUUUAUUUUAUUUUGUUGAUACAAAAGCUAUGCCAAAAUUAGAUGAAGAUUGUUUAUAUUUUACAUAUAAAAUGAAAGAACAUAUAAAUCUAUCAUAUAAAUUUUAUUUAGAUAAUAAAUUAGGAAUGAAAGAAGUAGUUGAAAAUUUAUUUUUAUGUGAUAUAACUUUUAAAGAUAGAGAUGAUUUUAGAAUUAUAUUUAGUGGAUUUGUUUAAAUGUUUAAUGAAGAUACUACAUCAGUAGCUAAAUAAUAUGAUGUUUCUUAUAUGGAUAUAAAAGAGUGGAGAUCUCUUAAAUUGUGGGAUGAAAAUAGAUUUGAAUUAGUAAUAUUAUUUGGUACCUAACCUUCAGUUAUUAAACUUUUAGAACUAAAACUAAUGGAUAUAAAUUGA